Molecule: messenger RNA, 2070 nt
Organism: Arthroderma uncinatum
Lineage: Eukaryota; Fungi; Ascomycota; Eurotiomycetes; Onygenales; Arthrodermataceae
Exons: 6
Coding region: 1-2070 (689 amino acids)
Source: RefSeq, a predicted model, not a curated record
AUGGAUCAAGAGAAUCCCUUUGAAAACAAAGACGUCCGCGACAGUCUUCUGCAAGAAGGCUUUUCAAUGGAUGACUACAUGGCCUUAUACAACUAUGUUCAUGACCGUGAAAACCAAGCUACUGCUGCUUCUAUGCAUGAGGGUAUCAUGUCUGACCAGGAACCGGCAGAAUGCAUGGAUGGAUACCAAGCCCAGAACCCAGAAGCUGAAAACCAAGAUCGUGGGGAAGUGAAAGGUGACCGCAUGGUCACGGAUAACGUCUCGUUUGACUUCGGCGAUUUGCUGAACCUCGAAGAUGCCCCUGCGCAGAUGUACGACGCAGAUCUUGCUCCAAAACAUCAGCAUCCACACCCACAUGCGCACAACAAUUUCCAAGAUACUCAUACUCCAUCCGCUUCUGAAAUGAUUCGUUCUCCUAUCAUGCCACAGGGUGCUAUUCCGGCUGUCAAUACGCCAUGCCCAGUUGCUACUGAAGGAAGUGAGCAUGCAGUUAUGAAACAUUCUCCAGCCGAUUAUAACGCAAAUAUGGGCGUUGAUGCAUCGCCAAAUCAGCCUUUUCCCCCUGAAUUUAAAGAUCCCCGAAUUCGACAGACGCCCCCUUUCCAACCACACCAUAGCCAACUUAAUGCCAACUCCGAAAAAACUCAAGUUGGGCAAAUUCAUAGUAUCCCACCAGCAAUCUCCAACUAUUCCGGUGCUCAGGUUCCCUCAACCCCAGCUUCCAACUUGGCCUCUACUAAUAUGGUAGAUACCACUUCUGUCAUUGUGGAAGAAGCUUGUGCCCAAGAAGCCCAGAAAAAACCAGGGCGCAAAGCCGGGAGAGCAAAAGGAAAGUCUCCUACUGUCGAGCCCAAGGAUGAGAGAGCCAAUUUACGAGACAGUGAUGAACCAAUCGUUUUACAAUUUUCUUCUUCACAAGAAGCCAACGACUAUCGCCCGGAUAGGAAAAUUAUGCCAGUCGAUCCUACCGUUCCAUGCACAGUUGGGCAGAAGAAGGAAUGUGUCGUCCAACUUAUCAGAGCCAUGAAAAGUGUCGAGCAUGCCACAGAUAACUGGGGUAUGAUUAAGCCCUUCGCGAACCGGAAAUUUAGCGACCGCAAAAUCGAAGUAUGCUGCUGGAACAUUUUGGACUGUUGCGUUGUUCGGCAAGCAGUAGGACCAUUCCUCACGCCUGAGGAAGAAUCAUUGAAAAACAAGACCAAGAAGAAUAAGCAAAACUUUGCUGAGCGCUUUGCAGAUAUGAUCAAUAUCUUAAGGGUUCGCAAGACUGUCUGCCGCCAUCUACUGGAUCCUUACUAUCUGCUUCAGUUUGUAGAUGACCCAAGUUCCUGUUUGAGCCGUGUUGAUUCCAACAAAACUCUCAAUGCUAAGAAAAAGCAGGCUAUCGACUUAGGUAAAAAGGUUAUGGCCAAAGGGACAGCUGGUGAUGAUGAUGUGACUGCAGCAGAUGAGCCCGCACCUCAACUGGCAAGCCCAUUCACCACCCCGAAACCUGAAACCCAUACGACAUGCACUAGUUCUCGUGAUCCAUACAUGGAUAGAAACAUUGUUUCCAGCAUUGAAACUCCACAAGGCUCCCAAUUUCCACCCAACUUACCUCAAGCAAACUUGCAGGCAGCUCAUAUGGCGAGCUUGCAACCAGGGUCAUCUAGGCAGCAACCCAUUCUAGGUCCAUCAAUGGCCUAUUCCUCUCACCCAAUGAACAGUUUUGGCACUGGACCAUCCAUUGGGUACUCCCAGGGGCAUGCAUAUAACUCCGGCCGUGGAGCGGUUGGAAAUAUGGGCUACUACAACAUGGGCACGACUAUGAAUGCGCCUCAAGUCAACAUCUCUCCCACACCAAGGUCACCAUGGAAUCAGAUGUAUUCCAACGCUAUUCCGUCGGCACAGUAUCUCAUGCCCCCAAGAACCCCAAAUAUGCCAUCAUUGACAUCUCAAUUCCCCACCCCUCCUGUUUCUGGGAGAGCAGCUUCUCCAACCCAAGCUAAGCCUGCGCGCAAGAAGUCUGGCAAAAGAUCGGCAGAUGGCUCUGAUGAGUCAGAAAGCCCAAAGAAGAAAGGACGCCAUUAA